Cucurbita maxima (winter squash) is the source of this 2465-nucleotide messenger RNA. Its product is annotated as KH domain-containing protein HEN4-like. Gene Ontology annotation, biological process: regulation of gene expression. Gene Ontology annotation, molecular function: mRNA binding. The record is from RefSeq and is a predicted model, not a curated record. The transcript is spliced from 7 exons. NCBI's taxonomy places the organism in Eukaryota, Viridiplantae, Streptophyta, Magnoliopsida, Cucurbitales, Cucurbitaceae. Gene Ontology annotation, cellular component: nucleus; cytoplasm. The coding region runs from base 222 to 1859 and encodes 545 amino acids.
UUAGUCGCGAAAGAAAAUCAAUUCCAAAUAUUUUCGUGGCGAAGUGCAAUUUAGCGAAAGUAAAAUCAAAACCCUAGACUCCGUCACAGAAAGUAAGUCCCCAGAAUCAACGAUCGUUCCUAAAACUCUCGAUUUCGCGCAAUCGGUCUUCGUCUCCCAUUGCCCUCGUUUUUCUUCAUUAUCUGACAAUUUUCAGACAGAUAUAACCAGUUUUUAAGUUCAUGGCUGGUCAGAGGAAUAGUUACGGAAAACGUAAUCGUUCUCAGUCUGAUUAUUCUGAAAAUGGAGGGAACAAAAGAAGAAGUCACGGUGAGGACCGGGACCAGUUUAUCAUAGAUCCAGAAGAUACUGUUUACCGGUAUUUGUGCCCUGUUAAAAAGAUUGGAAGUGUUAUUGGAAGGGGAGGUGAGAUAGUGAAGCAGUUAAGGAUAGAUACUAAAUCAAAGAUUAGAAUUGGAGAAACAGUGCCUGGAUCUGAUGAGCGUGUCAUAACAAUCUACAGCGCAAGCAAUGAGACUAAUGCUUUGGAAGAAAGUAGUGAUUAUAGUUCUCCAGCUCAGCAGGCUUUGUUCAAAGUCCACCAUAGAGUUGUGGCCGAUGACCUAAUGGACGAGGAAUCUGAAGGAGUAAGUCACCAGGUUACAGCUAGACUUCUUGUACCCUCUGAUCAGAUUGGUUGUAUUAUUGGGAAAGGUGGGCAGAUUGUCCAGAAUAUUCGCACUGAGACUGGGGCCCUGAUUCGCAUUCUUAAGGAUGAUCAUUUACCCCGUUGUGCUCUGAGUUCUGAUGAACUUGUGCAGAUAUCUGGUGAACCCCCGAUUGUGGAGAAAGCCUUGUACCAGAUUGCAUCUCGACUGCAAGAAAAUCCUUCACGAUCUCAGCAUCUACUUGCUUCUGCCAUACCUGGUGUAUAUCCUUCUGGUGGUUCGCUUGUUGCUUCUACACAUGGUGCUCCAAUUAUGGGUUUAGCUUCUUUGGUCAGUCCAUAUGGAGGUUAUAAAGGGGACAGUGGUAAUUGGUCCAGGUCUUUAUAUUCAGCUCCAAGGGAAGAAUUAUCUUCAAAAGAAUUUUCUCUUCGAUUGAUAUGUCCAACCGAAAACAUUGGAGGCGUCAUUGGCAAAGGUGGAGCUGUUAUCAAUCAGAUUAGACAGGAGACCAAGGCUGCCAUAAAAGUUGAUAGUUCAGCUACUGAAGAAGAUGAUUGUUUGAUAAAUAUAACAUCCAAGGAGUUCUUUGAAGAUUCAUAUUCUCCCACGCUGGAAGCUGCAUUGCGCUUGCAACCAAGGUGCAGUGAGAAAGUAGAAAGAGAUUCUGGAAUUAUUUCAUUCACAACCCGUCUGCUUGUGCCUACCUCACGAAUUGGUUGCCUAAUUGGUAAAGGUGGAGCUAUCAUUACCGAGUUGAGAAGGCUCACCAAAGCUAAUAUUCGAAUACUGUCAAAGGAAAACCUCCCCAAGGUUGCCUUGGAAGAUGAUGAAAUGGUGCAGAUAUCCGGGGAUCUUGAUGUUGCCAAGGAGGCUCUUGUUCAUAUAGUGACCAGGUUGAGAGCCAACCUUUUUGAUAGAGAAGGUGCUCUCUCAGCUGUUCUGCCUGUUCUGCCGUAUCUUCCUCUACCAGCUGAUGGUUCAGAAAGUCUAUAUGAUGGUAGAGAAGGCAAAAGACAUGGGCGUGGGCAUUCUUAUUCUAAUAGUUAUGGGGGUUUCACGGAUUUGGCUGCUGGUGAUGGUUAUGGAAGUUACAGUGGCUCACAGAUUGGUGGUGGUGGUAGUGCUUAUGGGGCCUAUGGAAGCUUUUCUAUGGGACGAAGUGGUAGUUCAGGGGUUUCUGGACAUGGCAAUGUUUCUCGGAGGAGAAACUAAUCCUAGAUUUUGGUGGUCAUUAUUUACAGGUAUGCUAUUUCGUCUCCAUUGGGGCAGGAUUAAAGAGAGAAAAUACGGAAGAAAAGAUAACUUUUACCUGUUUAGAACAUUCGCCAACACACCACUGACAAUUGAUAGUUUGAUAAAAAUAAGCUAUCCGGUCUCCCUCUGCUCAAAAUUCUGAUACAGUUAUUUUCCCCUUGCCUUUCCCUUCCCAUUAAAACAGCUGAGAUUUAUGAAGCCUGAGGCCAGCCUACUGCCUUAACCUGAAGACCAGAUGAACCAGGGUUUGACAUAUUCAUGGCCCACCUUGAUGCUACCUUUAGAUGGACCAUGCCUGAAGAUCUUGUUGCUCUUAAUUUUAACACAUCCAUAUACCAAGAUGACCUUGCAUAAGAUCUUGAGCUCCUAAUAACCUACUAGCCGAAAUGCCUUGGUUUUUGUUGUGUUUCCUUCUCAAAGAUUGAACUAUGAAACCGUGUUGACUUCCAGAUUGGACAGAUGUGGAGUUUUCGUUUUGUGUGGUUUACUGCUAUAAGAUUUGAUUAGAACUCAUGAUGUGCACUCAUUAUCUCCUCAAAAUUCUGUUUUAUUUUUUCCUUUUUA